AUGGCCAGCAACAGGGAAAUGCAAAAACAUAUUGAUCAAUUUCGGGCCAAAAGAAAUCAACUGGAACAGACGAACGUUUUGGUCAAAUCCAGGUUAAAGAAAACCUUACAGGCGUUGGGAACCGAUAGUGGUAUUGUGCGAUGGUUGGCUUGGGUCGGUCGUUCCGUUGCCGAAGUGUUGUUCCCCAACAAGUAUGGCGACGUGAUCACUGCGUUGGGCCGGGUCGACCCCGACUUUGAGAUUCCGCGUUUCAUUAAGUUUUGCGAAAAAGAUGUCGUGCCGAACGUGCUGGAAGCGAUGGUCCGGCCGGACUUGGAAGUGCUGAAGGAUUGGUGCACCCAACAAGAAUAUGCACGAUUGGUAUACUUACUUGAUGAGCGUCGUCAAAAAGCUACGCACGGCACGCAUUGCCAGAUUUUGGACGUAAACAACGUGGAUGUGGUUGGUGGCCUGUUCACCGACGAAGGUCCGGUGUUGUUCUUAAGUCUAGACACUCAGGAAAUGAACUAUUCGAAAGCCGCCGACGGUACGGUAAUCAACGACUCCGUCGUCAUGUGUCAUCACGCGUGGGCGUUGCUUAGAGACUUAGACGAACCAAAUCCAAAGGCCGCUUGGCGUCUUGCGGACGUCGCCUUUCAUACAGUCCCAAUGAUGUUUUAA
Messenger RNA from Adelges cooleyi (spruce gall adelgid), 660 nucleotides. Its product is annotated as mitochondrial import inner membrane translocase subunit TIM44-like. The record is from RefSeq and is a predicted model, not a curated record. NCBI's taxonomy places the organism in Eukaryota, Metazoa, Arthropoda, Insecta, Hemiptera, Adelgidae. The transcript has 2 exons. The coding region runs from base 1 to 660 and encodes 219 amino acids. Gene Ontology annotation, biological process: protein import into mitochondrial matrix. Gene Ontology annotation, cellular component: mitochondrial inner membrane. Gene Ontology annotation, molecular function: protein-folding chaperone binding.